Drosophila busckii is the source of this 646-nucleotide messenger RNA. RefSeq names its product maker411. The coding region runs from base 98 to 550 and encodes 150 amino acids. The transcript has 4 exons. Lineage: Eukaryota; Metazoa; Arthropoda; Insecta; Diptera; Drosophilidae. The record is from RefSeq and is a predicted model, not a curated record.
AUUUAGGACUGUAAACAACUAUUUUGAGUUUACAACAGAUUCAAAUUUUAAAUUUUUUCCGACAUUUUUCGCUUUCGCAAAAAACAAAUUCUAAAUUAUGGAGACCUACGGCAUGCCAGCUCCCGAUGAUCCAACAAUUGAUUGCUAUCAACAAUAUGUGCAGCAAACUGGUUAUCGUCAUGAAAAGGAUUUGUAUCCUUCUUCACCUGUAGGUGGAGCCAAUCCUUACGAUAACAAUGAGAAUGAAUGGAAUCAAGGAGCGUGCAGCAGCUAUCAAAACUCUGCUCCAGCUGCCUACAGUGGGCGCGGCUAUCAACAGCCAGAGCAGUCACAAAUGUAUUCGCGCAAUGGACUCUACUCUCCCAUGGAGAAGCGUUCAGCUGGUGGCGAUUGUUACUACAAAUCUCUGUCUGGUCUUGGCAACAAUUAUCCGCGCAAUGGACUCUACUCCCCCAUGGAAACACGUUCAGCUGGCGGAGACUACUAUGCUUCAUUGCCCGGUCUUGGCAAGUACGAACGCCAGCCACGAAAGCGGCAUCUUUGGUCUUAGCCUAUUCAAUUUUCACAUAUUUGUAUUCCUAUUUGUUUUGGCACUUUAAAUUCUUCUCUAAAUGGAAAUUCAAUAAAUUAUUGUAGCAUUAUAUAA